This is a messenger RNA of Paramuricea clavata, 2684 nucleotides long. Lineage: Eukaryota; Metazoa; Cnidaria; Anthozoa; Malacalcyonacea; Plexauridae. The record is from the annotation of a GenBank genome assembly.
AUGUCUAUGGAUGAUUCCCAACAAGGGUUUAUCAAAUGCCCAGACUGUGAUUUUAUAUCACUUUCUCAAGGUGGUCUUAGAGUUCAUCGCUCUAAGAGUCAUAAAAUUAUAAUCCCAGAUGAUGUUAAGUCCCUGUAUGUUGAACGUAUUUUUCCCGAAGGGAAACCUGUCUAUUGUUGUUUAUGUGAUGUCACAAUUGGUUCAAUUGCAAAUUUUAGAAGGCACGUGAAAAAUAAUCAUGAGAAUAUUAAAUUGUUUGAAUCGGCCAUAUGUAAUAUAUGCGGUAGGAAAUUCCCGAAGGGUCAUGGCGCGGGCGUCGACCUCCAACGUGAUCACAAAAUUGGAUCUAAUAAUUCAUAUCCUCAUUCUCCUACCCCAGUCAUGUAUUUCACCGACAGAGAGAAUUCCAACACCCCUCGGAGUAGUCGUAGAUUGAGUAGAAUAUCGAAUUUAUUACCAUCAACACGUAGCCAGGAUACCUGUCAUGUGCGCGAUUCUAGUGUUCACAGUUCCACUAAUCCCAAUGACAAUACUCCCGAUAACAUUCCUGUACAGCGCCAAUCUUCCCCCAUUAUUCCCAAUCAGUCCCUUAACCCCUGCGCCCUCAUCCCUCACCAUCCGUGCUCCCUUCCCAAUCACCCCAUCAACAACAUCCCUCAAUCGAUCCUUUUGGAUUUAGACCCUGAAGAUGACCCGGAUGAAGAUUCAUUAGAUUCCACACAUUCCCCACCUCGACCCACUAUCGCCAAUCCCUAUCAUACUUCCUUCAACAAUCGCCUGAACCAUUGGUCGCCUUAAGUGGUUGUACUGACGUGAUCGGAGAUUUCCCAUCCCAGUUACCAGUGGCCUCUCCUGAAAGGAUUCCCUCCCAGCUUCCGCCAAACCACCCAGAUCUUGAAGAUCAACCUUUCCCAAAUACCAGUUCCCCACCUAAACCUUCACCGAGUAUUUCCUUUCCCAAACAUCACCUUAACCCAUCCCUUGAAGCAGUGGUCUUCUUAAAUGAUUGUACUGCCGUGAAGAGGGUUAUACCUCCCCCUCCACUGAACCCCAUUCCAACUCCGAUUACCUUCCAAGCCCCAAAUGACCCGCCGAUUAUUUCCCAACCAAUUCAUUCCCAUCAACCAUUUACUGAUUCAUCGGUCGCCUUUAGUGGAUGCACUGAUGGGUUCAGUGAUGCUCCCAAUCCAAACCUCUCGUUUAACCUUACCCCUCCUCCUCCGUCUCUAACAACUGAUGUUGAGGAUCCCCCCAAUGGCUCGGUUACUGUUAACCCAUCUGCUCCACCAUCUGAUGAAAUCCCAUUCCACCCAAAUCCUGAUGUUGAAAAUGUUCCAGAAUUCGUAAGAAUUUGGUCGAGCAAAAUUACAUCUGCCUCGGACUUUGAUGCUUUCUGCAAUACGUGCGAAGACCUUGCUACAGCGGUUGUUGAUAAGGGGACGGAAAUGUCGAGUAAUAACUCUGGUCGAAGAAGAACUCCCAGACCUGCAUCGAAUCGUCCUAACCGAAGAGACCCCCAUCCUAAUAGAUCUAGGCUUAAAAACAACCCGAUUGAAGCAAGACGUCUCCAAACGCUGUUCCGCAUUUCAAAGAAGAGAGCUGCUCGUAAAGUUCUGAAAGAUAACACGACGGUUUAUACCGGUUCGACGGAUCAAGCACAUCAGUAUUUUUCGGACACAUUUGCUACCAAGCAUGUUGACAUUGAUGAUUUAGUUGAGUCUUUGCAUAAAAACGUCCCAUCUGCCAAUGAAGAUCCUAAUCUUAUGGCCUUGUUUACUGCCAAAGAUAUCAGACGUAAGUUGAUGUCAAUGUCUAACUCGGCUCCUGGGAAAGACAGAGUUGAAUACCGUCACCUUAAACUGGUAGAUCCUAAUGGCUCGUUGCUGCAACUAGUUUUCAAUCGUUGUUUGUCGGAGAAGAAAAUCCCCAAUAUCUGGAAGCAGUCAACAAUAAUCUUGAUAUACAAGAAAGGAGACAGUAGUGAUCCAAGCAAUUUCAGACCCAUUGCGCUGAUGUCAUGUUUGUAUAAACUGUUCACCUCUCUGUUGUCAUCCCGUAUUUCUCAAUUUGCCGUUGCUAACAACUUGAUGUCACCUCAUCAGAAGAGUGCCAGACCAUCUGAAGGUUGUCAUGAGCAUACCUUUACUCUUCAGUCAAUUGUAGCAGAUUGUAAAAGGAAUAAUAAGAACUGUUUCUUUGCAUGGCUUGACCUGCGUAAUGCGUUUGGAAGCAUCUCACAUGAAGCAAUAUACGUCACUUUAUCACACAUGGGAUUCCCUGAUUCUUUAGUUGAUCUUAUAAAGGACAUUUACUCGAAUGCUACCACAACAGUUAGAACCUCACAGUCUGAAGAAACCAAUCCGAUUGAUAUCAACGCCGGUGUUAAGCAAGGUUGUCCUGUUAGUCCCAUUCUCUUUAAUCUAACAUCAGAACUAUUAAUCCAAUCUGUAGUCUCAAAAUGUAACGAGAACCCGGACAUCCAUUUCAAGCUGCACGGCCAACCUAUUUCCAUCUUAGCUUACGCGGAUGACUUGGUGCUAAUUAGUAGAAACAAAGAAGGUCUCCAAGAGAUUCUUGAUGCGGUUUCUGUGGCUGCCAAUGUUCUUGGAGUUGUCCUUCAGACCAGACAAAUGCUCCACACUAGCUUUAACUUGUGGAAAGAAAGAACCAUCUCGUGUGAGUAA